Messenger RNA from Prorocentrum cordatum, 1749 nucleotides. The record is from the annotation of a GenBank genome assembly. Lineage: Eukaryota; Dinophyceae; Prorocentrales; Prorocentraceae.
AGGGAUACUUUUGGUUCAAGCAUGCCAGGCGACGGGGGCCAUCCCUCCCCCUGCCAGGCGUGCUCGCGGAAAUUCUUGCGAAAAGCAACACCGAUGGCCCUCUUUCGCGUGUCUCUGCUACUCGUCUCCUCGUCCUCGGCGUUGGCGCAGGACCUCCCGCAGCAGGAGCUCGACCCCGCGCUCGCAGCGGACGACGAGUGUUCCGCUCCCGGCGGCGGCGAGCCCUGCGGCGUGACGCUGCUCCAGGCCCGUGCUUCGAAGGACGUCGGGACACAGCUGCCGAGCUCGCGCGCGGGCCCCGGCGAGGUGACCUCCGCGGCGCCCGGCGAGGGGAGCUCCGGCACGGUGGGCUCCACGCGGCCUGGCGACGUGCAGCCCGCUGCGGAGCAGUCUAUGCUGGCCCGCGCCGCGCAGCCGACCGCGUGGUUCGUCACGCACCAGUGGUGCCAGGGCGGCAGCGCCCAGCAGUGGGACGGGCAGUGGGACGCCCGAGUGGUGCAGGGUGCGAGGCUCUGGGCCAAUCAGUGCCAGCCGGCGCUGUGGGACCGGGGUCUCUCUGUGGUCUACACGUGCGGGGGUGAUGUGCGCAACUCGGGCGCCAACCUCUCCGCGGUAGUGUACGGGAACGAGGUCUGCGCAGGAGAGCCCCUGCGGACGAUGUCCAUGAGGCCAGACGGGUGCAUGGAGUUCCCAGGCAUAUUCGUUGGGAUGGCCAGAUUUUUCUGCAUGUGCGGGUUCAUGCCGCAUCGUGGGAUGCCCCUGAUCGACUAUCAGUCUUGCUGAUCACCCCGCCUCGGGGGGCUCCGGGCUGGGCAGCAAGCCAACAGGCCGUUCUCGGGGACACAGCGCGCAGGGGCGCCCCUCCCCUUCCCCUGCCAUGCCUACUCCUCCUGCCCCCCUCCUUAUCCUCGGCCCCUUCUGCUAUGCCACUGCAGGCCCAGAGGAGUUUUCUGUUGGCGCGCGUCAAUCACCGCGGCGGGCGGCCAUGACAGAAGGGGCUGCCGCGAGUGUCUCCGGCGCCUGUUGCGGUGGGCCGCGGUGCGACUUUAGAGGUUGGGCCAAGGUAGCGACGCCGGGAAACGGCGAGUGAUGGCGGGGUGGCGGGCGGGCAGCCGCACUCGACGCUGAGGGCUCUUGCUUUUCAGCUGCUGCCGCCAGUGUUCAUCCGGGCAUGUCCCUCAACAGGAGGCAUAUUCAAGAAUAGUCCAACCAUAAUCUGGAGACGAUUUUUCUAUUCAAUUUCUGGACUAUUUGUUCAUGUGUUCUUUUUCGUCCAAAGUCCACCUCUAGAGGGACACGCUCGACCAUUCUAAGUCCAGUGUGGUGUGCUGUCCCUCGCGCGGAGUCUCGGGCCACGCGGCGGUGCAGAAGGCGCCUCGCAGCCCCUGGUCCUCUGCCGCCGCGGGCUCCUAUUCUGCCCUGCACCGCUUGGGCACGGGUAGGAUGCUUCACCCGAUGACCUCGCCGGCCUCGCGCCGCAGCCGCGCCGCCUCCAGGCGCGCAGCGGUCGGUCGUCACGCCGAGCCGGGGUCAGCUGCCCGCCGCACGCCUGGGCGCCCGGCGCACCCUGGUCGCAUUGGCCUCCGCACAGGACCUCGCGCGCGGCACGGGUAGGAUGCUUCACGAUCAGGUUAGAAAAAAGGGAAAGUCCCACUAAACCCAGUUCUGGCAAUGCCCGAGUUUCACCCGAUGACCUCGCUGGCGCGGCCCGUCGAGCGACGAGAUCAGUUUUCGAAAAAAAGGGAAAGA